AUGGAGCAGGAAAGUGGAAGAAAGGCACCAAGGCUUUUUGGUUGCUUGAAGGAUUCACUGACGCAGAUUGGUGUGGAAACAAAUCAAGUCGAAGAAGUGCAAGUGAGUUGGAACUUCAGUGAUGUUGGAACAAAGAACCUCAGCAAGUCCAGGCUCUACUUUCUCCUUUGCGGCAUUGGUGCAGUUGAUCCAGUGACGGAAGAACACAUUGGGCAGGAGGAGUUUCAUGCUGCUGCAGAACAAGAUGAAAAUCGAAAGGCUUUGAGCAAACUUGGCAAAGCCACCAAAAGGAUCAGUUUGAUUCUUGGAGUACAAAGCCUUGAGUCUUUGGCGGCAGAAGCAAAAGUUUUGAACAUGUGUCCAAAGGACAUCAAGGCGGUCGAGCGUGACAACAACAGUUCUGCUCUUUGGAUUGCAAUUUGCUUGUUGUGCUUUUUGGUGGUGAUUCUUGCGGUGGCAUUUUACUUUGUUUGGAAGAGAUGCAACAAGCGUUUGAGUGAGCAAGAGGCAGUUGUGAAACAGAUGCAACAAGAUCUCUUCCACUGCUGA
Molecule: messenger RNA, 549 nt
Organism: Cladocopium goreaui
Lineage: Eukaryota; Dinophyceae; Suessiales; Symbiodiniaceae
Source: the annotation of a GenBank genome assembly